Diaporthe batatas is the source of this 1883-nucleotide messenger RNA. RefSeq lists its product as uncharacterized. Bases 443 to 1588 code for a protein of 381 amino acids. Gene Ontology annotation, biological process: fatty acid catabolic process; acyl-CoA metabolic process. Lineage: Eukaryota; Fungi; Ascomycota; Sordariomycetes; Diaporthales; Diaporthaceae. The transcript is spliced from 3 exons. Gene Ontology annotation, cellular component: peroxisomal matrix. The record is from RefSeq and is a predicted model, not a curated record. Gene Ontology annotation, molecular function: fatty acyl-CoA hydrolase activity.
GUACACACUACGGAGUACAGCCGACCGACCAGUCUGGUGUGAGGGUUCAACCCUGGACAUGAUCAACCCCGGGCGCAGAUAAAGGUGAGCAGCCAACAUUGUGUGAUCUGGUUUUCACCCAAUUUUCAACCAGUUGUCGACUGUAAGUGUCAAGAGGAUGCACAGGACCCGCCACUGUACUGUGUAUAGCAUCACCAACAGGGCGACCGACUGCAGUCAGCCUCUGAUCGGGCACCGGUCGUGCCGGUGGGGCGCUGCCACCUGAUUCAGAAGCAACAACCCACCCCGGACAGCCGAGCCUCGGCAAAGCCUCGCCAAAAGGGCUCGGCCCGUCACACCUGCGGCCAUAUCGCAAGUGUAUGUGAUCCGGGACACCAGCAGCCCCUUCGCCAUAUCUACACCAGGCACGUCGCACCCACAGUGUCGACGUCUCCAGGCCAACAUGUCGCAGGAAGGAGGCACAAACCGUCCGACACUGGUCCGCCCAGCACCCGAGGACCCGGACAAGGCCCCAAUCGAGAAUGUCCUCGACGUGCUGGAGCUCGGCGUCUUUGGCCCGGACAUCUUCACCAACAAGCGGCCGUUGUGGCACCCGCCAGGUGCCAGGGGCGUCUUUGGGGGUGCCAUGAUAGCCAUGUGUCUCGCUGCCGGCCAGAAGACCGUCCCGGAUGACUUCACCGUCCACUCGUGCCAUUGCUACUUCAUCCUGGCCGGGUCAUCCGAGAUCCCCGUCCUCUUCCACGUCGAGCGCGUCCGCGACGGCCGCAGCUUCGCCACCCGCACCGUCCAGGCCAGGCAGAAGGGCAAGUGCAUCUUCACCACAACCAUGUCCUUCACAAAGGAGCUCCGGCCCAGCCCGGCCGCCCCGCCCAACCACGAGUUCAAGGACAACGUCGUGCGCCAUGCCGCCCCCAUGCCCACGGACCCCGCCACCGGCAGCCCCGUCCAGCCCCCGCCCCAGGACUUCGACGACGAGCCCGAGCUGACCCGCUCCGGCGGCGGGCCCUUCCAGAGCUACCGCGCCGAGGUCGUCAGCCCCGGCGCCGACCACCCCGCCCCGCCCCACACCAAGAGGAUGCGCCAGUGGUACCGCGCACGCGGCAAGAUCUCCGAGGCUGGCGGCCACCAGGCCCACAUCAACGCCCUGGCCUACGUGUCCGACUCGUACUUCAUCGGCACCGUGUCGCGCAUCCACAAGCUGUGGCGCUUCCCCUUCGCCGCCAGGGACUUUAGCGACCUCCCGCCCGACCUCAAGGACCACAUCCGCAAGCUCAACGACUUUGAAGGCUACGGCGGCCAGAGCACCCUCGAGGAGUUUGCCGACUUCUGGAAGGACAGGCCCGAGAUCGGUAUGAUGGUGUCCCUGGACCACUCCAUCUACUUCCACGAGCCCAGGAGGGUCAAGGCCGACGAGUGGAUGAUGAGUGAGAUGGAGAGCCCCUGGUCAGGCGACGGCAGGGGCGUCGUGACCCAGAGGAUAUUCGCUGCGGACGGUACGCUCCUUGCGACUUGUUUCCAGGAGGGCGUUGUCAGGCUCAAAGAGCCAGAGGCUUCGACAGCCAGAGGACCCGCUAAGCCAAAGCUGUGAGGUGACGUCGGCAGCGCGUUUUUUGGGGGCCGCGAGGGAUGAUACCAUGACUGCAUCGCGAUUCCAAGUGUUUUUGUGCAGUAGAUAUAGAGUGACAUGGUCGCAUGGGAUCUUGUCACUAAACGCUCUGGAAAUAGGCAGCGUUCUUUGUAUACUGUAAGAAUAGACUCGGAUUUUUUUUUUCUUUUCAAACGUGCUUAACAGCUGACCUAUGAACUACAAAAUCUCAUACGGCUUGGUUUGAAGAGUUUUCCUAAACAGCCACAACAGAACACUGAAAAUUAUCAGUCCUGCA